AAACCGAGAGAGACGAAGAAAAAGAAAAUGGCGGCCGGGAGCGGAGUGUGGAGGGCGGUGCUGGUCCUCAGCCUGGGGACAGCUGUUCUGUCUUUUGAAACAAUCAGCCUGAAGGAAGGAGCCAAUGCUGAGUUCCGGUGCAAUUAUCCCUCCAACUACCAGAACCCACGUGUGGAGUGGAAGUUCUCAUCAGGCACUGAUACCACCCUGGUGUACUAUGACAAGGAUCUGACAGCCCCCUAUAAGAACCGGGCGUCCUUCUUCCAGCAAGGCCUGCGGCUGAAUUCGGUGACCAGGAAGGACAGUGGAGACUAUUCGUGUGAG
Messenger RNA from Staurois parvus, 324 nucleotides. The record is from the annotation of a GenBank genome assembly. NCBI's taxonomy places the organism in Eukaryota, Metazoa, Chordata, Amphibia, Anura, Ranidae.